GCGACUAGAAAAGUAGAAAGAAGUAGCGCACUCCAUACAUAACUUGUCAGCACCUCAAAGCCUCAUCAGUGAACGCCAUUGCUCACACUGAGCUAAGCUCCUGCGCUUCUCUUGGGCUCAUGAGGAGGCACGCUACUGCCGCUAGAGUCCGCUGCAUCCUUCUUCGUCCUCUGACGGUUGUCUUGCUGCUUGCAGCCGUGAGUGACGGCAUCAGACCAGCUCCUGCUGAUGUCAAACCGGUGCAUCGAACGGAGAAGGCCACCACCACUGCAUCACAACAGGGGAGCAGGGGUGGGGACAAAGACUUGCAGCUGCAGGAAGAGGUGCGCGCGACGGGGUCGACCCUGCCGGACUGCUCGCACGCGUGCGGGGCGUGCUCGCCGUGCAGCCGCGUCAUGGUGAGCUUCAAGUGCUCCGGCGCGGAGCCGUUGCCGUGCCCCACGGUGUACCGCUGCAUGUGCAGGGGCAAGUGCUACCCGGUGCCCUCCAGCUGACGCCGAUCGAUGCUGAGAAGCCCAGCUCAGGCAUGCACUCCAUCGAUCAGGAUAUGGGUUUGUACGCGAAGGGAGCGGUUUGUA
Molecule: messenger RNA, 578 nt
Organism: Phragmites australis (common reed)
Lineage: Eukaryota; Viridiplantae; Streptophyta; Magnoliopsida; Poales; Poaceae
Product: protein EPIDERMAL PATTERNING FACTOR 1-like
Exons: 3
Coding region: 120-494 (124 amino acids)
Biological process (GO): stomatal complex development; guard cell differentiation
Source: RefSeq, a predicted model, not a curated record